GGCUGGGAGGCGUCCCGCCCUCCUGCAGCUAAUGAGCAUUGUGUGACAGGUGUUUGCAUCUCAGUCCCCAGCAGGCUCUGGCUGCGACAGGAGGCGGCCGCCUGCCACCCGCCUUCCCUCUAAGGCUCGCUUGCUUGCUUGCUCACUGCACCCCACCAGGCCCUCCCGCUCCCAGGCCGGGGGUAGGGGCACCAUGGCCUGCCGAUCCUGCGUCGUUGGCUUCAGCAGCCUCAGUGGCUGUGAGGUGACCCCUUUGGGCAGCCCCCGGCCUGGGGCCUCUGGAUGGAGCAGCUGCGGGGCCCCUGGGUCAGGGUUCAGCUCCAGAAGCCUCACAAGCUGUUGGCCAGCUGGCACCAUCCCCAAGGUGACGGUGAACCCCAGCCUUCUGGUGCCUCUGGACCUCAAGGUAGACCCAGCUGUCCAACAGCAGAAGAACCAGGAGAAGGAAGAGAUGAAGAUCCUCAAUGAUAAAUUUGCCUCCCUGAUUGGCAAGGUGCAAGCCCUGGAACAGCGCAACCAGCUGCUGGAGACCCGCUGGAGCUUCCUGCAGGGCCAGGACUCUACCGCCUUUGACCUCGGGCACCACUAUGAGGCGUACCAGGGCCGGCUGCAAGAGGAGCUGCGCAAAGUGAGCCAGGAGAGAGGACAGCUUGAGGCCAAUCUGCUGCAGGUGCUGGAGAAGGUGGAAGAGUUUCGAAUCAAGUAUGAGGAGGAGAUCUCCAAACGCACGGACCUGGAGUUCACCUUCGUGCAGCUGAAGAAGGAUCUGGACACUGAGUGCCUCCGCCGGACUGAACUGGAAACCAAGUUAAAAGGCCUGCAGAGUUUCUUGGAGCUGAUGAAAACCAUUUAUGAGCAGGAACUGAAGGACCUGGCAGCCCAAGUGAAGGAGCUGUCGGUGACUGUCGGCAUGGACAGCCGCUGCCACAUCGACCUGAGCGGCAUUGUGGAGGAAGUGAAGGCCCAGUACGACGCCAUCGCGGCCCGCAGCCUGGAGGAGGCCGAGGCAUACUCGAGGAGCCAGCUGGAGGAGCGAGCUGCUCGCUCAGCCGAGUAUGGCAGCACCCUCCAGAGCCACCGCUGCGAGAUUGCUGACCUCAACGUGCGCAUCCAGAAACUUCGGUCCCAGAUCGUCUCCAUCAAGAGCCACUGCCUGAAACUGGAGGAGAGCAUCAAGGCAGCAGAGGAGCAGGGCGAGCUGGCCUUCCAAGAUGCCAAGGCCAAGCUGGCCCAGCUGGAAGAGGCCCUGCAGAAGGCCAAGCAGGACAUGGCCCGGCAGCUGCGGGAGUACCAGGAGCUCAUGAAUGUCAAGCUGGCCCUGGACAUCGAGAUUGCCACCUACCGCAAGCUAGUGGAAGGCGAAGAGAACAGGAUGGACCUGCCCUCCGCCUCUGCCACCGUGGUCAGCACCGUGCAGUCCUGGCCCAGAACCAAGUCCCCCAAGCCAGGCCUCUCCAAGGCCCCCUCCAGAAGGAAGAAGAAGAGCUGCAGAGGACCAGUAAUCCAAAUCACCGAAAUGUCAGAGAAGUACCUCUCUCAGGAGUCGGAGGCCUCAGAGUAAGGCAGCUGGACCCCAGGAGCCCCAGGAAACUCCGACUGCAGCGGGAGGGACUUAAACUAGACUCAAAAAAAAAAACAUUCAGGAACUCCAGGUUGGCAAGGGACACAAACCCUGAUACUGACCUGAGAGUCCCAAACUGGGACUGCUAUUUUAUGGGUAAGCGCCAGGGUAAGCGCCACCAGCUCCACUCUGACUUUGUUGUCCCAGUCCUCUCUUCCAACCUGCUGGUCACAGGUUUUCUCUGCUGAGUAAACUGGAACUUGAGGGGUCAGUUUGUGUCCACCUCUCACUCUUCUGAGGCUCUUCUCCAGCAUGGGCUCUCACACCAAGGUGCUUCAGUUCUUUUGCCCAAUGCUUGCCCUAAACUCCUGUUUAAAGCCUUGCCUUGCCUGUGCCUCAGAACUGAGGCUGGUCCCAGUGCCCUUGCCCAGGCCUUGGAGGGGCUGGGAGGACCACUUGGUCCUAUGCCAUGUCUGGGCUUCCCAAGGAGGCUGGUGCUGAGGAUCCUUGGCUUUCCUGCACUUGGGCUCCCCUGACAGUAUUAGGGACUAAGGGGAGAAGGGACCCUGGCCACUCAAGACCUGAGCCUGGACCUUAGAUCAAACUGGAUGCCUGUGCCCUGCUGUCCUCCUGUGGGCCCCUCCCAAGACACCACAGUCAGAAACAGGCAGGUGCCUCCAGCCAGCUCCCCCACCUCUCCAGAAGCUCCUCCUGCCGUGGUCUCCUUCCUGCACUUCUGGGCUGAGUGUUCUGCCCCCAGCCCAGGUCUCUCCUAGCCUCGACACCUGGCUCUGGUGCACUGGGCCCUUCGGACUCCUAGCCCCAUCCUCGUGGUAAAAGCCCAGGCCACUUUCCCUGACUUCCGCUUCUCAGGGCCCUGUUCUCCUCCACACUUAGCCAAACAGCCUAGCCCUCCCCUCUCUGCAUUCACUGAAGAGCCCAGGACACCCACCCCAAGGACUUACAUCUUCUUUUCUUCCCUUCUGGCCCCUACCCUUCCCCAUGUCCACUCUCCUUACCUGCAGCAGGCCAUGAGGACGGGAGCUUCUGAGCCCUGAUUUGGCCUGGAAACCCCGUGACCCCUUAAAAGGGCUCAGCCAAAGAGAAAACUUCUAAUCCACAGGCAGACCUGGGAUUGGUAGGUAUGUUCCUGGCCCCUCUCUGGGGAAAACCAGCAGUGCCAGCAUCACCUCCUCAAGCCUCUUCCCCUCCCUCUGCCCCAGCUACCCCUUCUCUUGCCUCUUCUUUUAGCCUGUCUGAUCCCUUCAUCACAUUUUCCAGGACAGAGUGGCCUAAGUCCUUGACCUCACCUAAUCCCCAAGGCCCUAGAGGCCUGCAGGGUUGCUGGUGGGCUAUCAACUCUCAGGCCAAAGGAAACUCAGCCAGGUAUUCAUCCCUGAGGUCCCCAAACAGGGUGCUGAUUGCUGCUUUCUUCUCGGGCUAUUUAUUGGUUUCCAAGGGAGCAAAUCCUCAGUGGGAAUAUGAGAUAUGUAAAGUAUAUAUUAUUUUUUCAUAACUUAUGUGGCUUUUAACUUAUUGCUUCCCUUCCUGUCUCUGCAUGAUCAGUGCUGUGUACUAUCUGGACUUUAGACAACACAUGUGCCAGCCACCCCACCUGACUGGGAAAUGUACCCCCACUCCCUGCCAAGGGAUGAAUAAAGUGUUGAGAUUUUUGUCCAUGGAUGAAA
This is a messenger RNA of Cavia porcellus (domestic guinea pig), 3249 nucleotides long. It is a transcript of the gene Krt80, whose product is annotated as keratin 80. Gene Ontology annotation, molecular function: structural constituent of skin epidermis. Gene Ontology annotation, cellular component: keratin filament. Gene Ontology annotation, biological process: keratinization; intermediate filament organization. The coding region runs from base 194 to 1561 and encodes 455 amino acids. Lineage: Eukaryota; Metazoa; Chordata; Mammalia; Rodentia; Caviidae. The transcript has 9 exons. The record is from RefSeq and is a predicted model, not a curated record.